Frankliniella occidentalis (western flower thrips) is the source of this 2039-nucleotide messenger RNA. RefSeq names its product lipopolysaccharide-induced tumor necrosis factor-alpha factor homolog. The coding region runs from base 262 to 813 and encodes 183 amino acids. Gene Ontology annotation, molecular function: zinc ion binding. The record is from RefSeq and is a predicted model, not a curated record. The transcript is spliced from 4 exons. NCBI's taxonomy places the organism in Eukaryota, Metazoa, Arthropoda, Insecta, Thysanoptera, Thripidae.
UAAUGAAGUGAAAUUGUGACCAGGAACAAUAUUUUCUUAUUACGAACUGCCAAGCUUUAAUUCUCUGUUACGAAAAGCACAGUUGGCAACACUUGACUUCACUCUUGUCUCAAACAAAAACAAAAACAACAACAGCGAAAAUAAUCUGCACAAUAUUACAUCGUUUCUUAAUCUUAAUCCUAUUUCCGCUGGCAUUGGCAUAUUAGUGGUUAGAGUUUGGAAAUUUUAUUUGGUGACAAGGAAAAGAGUAUUAUAACCGCCAUGUCCAAGCAAGGGUUUGUUGAAGCUGCUGCGCAACCAUCGCUUGUGCCUUCAGCUCCACCUUCGUAUGAUGAAGCCAUGCAGCAAGCUAGUGCUCUGGCACCAAUGCCAGGCCAUUCGGUUCAGCAGCAACCAAUGGCCAUGCCAAUGCCUCCACCACAAGCAAUGCCGAUGUCUCAGUAUCCAUCUCAACCAAUGCCUAUGCCUAUGCCUAUGCCCAUGCCCAUGCCCCAACCUGGUCCUUACUAUCCGUCCGGACCAGCUGCCUCAACUGAGGUAAAUGUACAAACAGUUCAUUCUGGUGGUCCAACUGUAGUUUACACUUCUUUGGGUAGAGACAGUGCUCUCACUGUUUGUCAUAAGUGCAAUUCUCAAGUAAUGACUUCUACAAAUACAAGCAAUAAGUGUUUAGCUCAUUGUUGCUGCUGUUGCCUCAUGUUAUCGGGAAUAGGUCUGCUUUGCUGCUGUCUUCCCUACUGCAUGGAUUCAUGCAAAAUAGUGAAGCAUUCAUGUCCCAAUUGUAAGGCAACUUUGGGAACGUACAGGCCAUGAGGGUGAAUAAUCAUGAACAACCUUAUGAGGAAUGUGAUGUUUGUAAGUUUCCAUCCGACCUGCAUUUUUAAACUAUAAUCGUUAAUGUUCAUGUUCCACAUUUUCAAUCCAUUAUUUUUUUGUAUGAAUGGUUGCAUGGUAUAUUGUGUAUUUUCUCCAGCGUGGACUCUUGCAUUUUUGUUUAGCAGUUGCUUGAAGAAUCCAGUUAUUGCUGUUAUCCAUCCAUCUAAUCUAUGACAUCAGUCAUUCAGUGGUAUUAAAUAAAGAACUUGCUAUUUCCUUUCCUCCUGUCUCAGAGCAGAGCUUGUCUAUAGUUUAGGAACGAACUCCUCUGGAAAACAAUUUACUGGAAUACCAUUUGUAACAUUCUGCAAGUAUGUACUGAAAAUAAGAUAUAAUUAUCUCUAAUCUAAAUUCUAAGAAAGUAAGCAUCUACCAAUUAAAGGUUUAGAUGACACAAUUAUUAUUAUUUUAUACUGGUAAAGUGAUAAUCAUAAGAAUGCUAUGAAGAUGGUUGAGUUUAUAUGGUAUUUUCUUAGAUCUGUGGUUCAGUUAUCUCCUCAGUUUUUGUAAUAAUUUGAUCAAGACCUUUUUUUUCCUGUACAAUUUGUGUCAUUACAUAAAUUGCAUCCAUUUGUGCCUUUAGUGUAAGCAUACUGUUUUUCUGAGAUCUAUGUUAAAUGGCCAUGUUAUUGAAAGAACACAUUCUGUAUUAGAGACUGAGUUCUAAUCUACUUAAUCUCAUAAGUAUGGUUUUGUACAAAUUUUGUUACCAAUGUGCUCAUUGCAAAGUUGCUUGUAUUUACAAGAAAACCAAGCCCAAUGAACUUACAGGGUAUUAUCUCAAUGAUGUUAUACCCUUUCAUGGGAGGAAGGGGGGGGACAUUGACCUAAGUGUUCUCGUCCAAUCCACUUUUCUUUGUAUUUUGUUAAAAACUUUAGUGAUAGAUUUUUAGAAAAGUGCUUCUGUUAGUAUUCCAUUUAUUUUGUUUGGUCGUUUUUUAAGCUUUUGGAAAAUAUAUUGGAAUGGGGUAAUUUUUACCCUGGCUGUGACUGCACUUUGGUCAUUCCAAAUCCUGUGAAAGUGAAAGUGGCUAUUGUUAUUGCUCAAAUAAGUUUUAAAAACACCACAUACUUGUGAACGUCAGAUUCACUUUGACUUUCGGUGCUUUGUAUUUUUAGUUUUAUGUAUCUGAAAACAAAAAUAAAAUUUUCAAAAAAGUUCA